AAGAAGACUCGCUUCCGCAUGCAAGUACUGUAGCCUAAUGUCAAGUGGAAGCAUUGUAGCGACAACAACGAUAGUUUUUGCACAGCAGGUGCCUGUCCGAAGAAAAUAUUUAAUAUUGGGAUAGUAUUGACAUAGGUCGGCAGCAGGGUUAUAGCAUUCGGAAGAGUUUCUCCUGUACAGCAAUAACAAACUCGAGGUAUAUUUUAUAACAAAAACAAGGUAGGCUACUGGUAUGUUUCACUGUGAGGUCUUUGCCUCUGUUUGGGGAUAUUGUUGACAUUCAGGAUGGACCUAAAAGAAAAGACAGCUGCCAUAUUGAAGCAGUAUGAAGUCGGGAGCAGAUUCUCCUACUUGCCUGUCCUGCCCAAAGCCUCCGUGUUGAUACCGCUGUUUGUGAGGGACGGAGAGGUACACAUGCUGAUGACUCUACGCUCCCAAGAGCUGAGGACCAACGCAGGCGAGGUGUGUUUCCCAGGUGGGAAGAGGGAUCCGAGGGACAGGGAUGAUGUGGACACGGCUCUGAGAGAGGCAGAGGAGGAGAUAGGCCUUCCUCCUGACCAGGUGGACGUGGUCUGCACACUCUUCCCCGUUAUGAACAAGAGUGGUCUGUUGGUGACUCCAGUGGUGGGAUUCAUUGAGGCCUCAUUCUCUCCUCGCCCAAACCCAGCCGAGGUCAGCGCUGUGUUCACUGUCCCCCUGGAGUUCUUCACUAGAGAGAUAGACCACUCAUCCUACAGCGCCCCUGGAAUUGCUGGCCUGCUCCACAGUUUCCAGUUUCCGGACUCUGAAUCAGGCAGCCACUAUCAGAUAUGGGGCCUGACUGCCAUUUUGGCUAUACUGGUCUCUGUCCUAGCCCUCAGGAAAAAGCCAGAGUUUGAGACUGGUUUUGACUCUGAUGACCCGGUAUCUUUCUUCCAACACAAUCUAAACAAGAGGAUCAGUAAACUAUGACAGAUAAAUGUUUUGACAUUUUAACCAGAUCAUUAUAUAAUGUAAUGAUAGUGAGAGCAUAUUUUUCCCUAAAACGUUGUAAAUGUAAUUGUUCUGCCAACUGUAAAUGUGGAAUUAUGUGCAAUACCUACAGUCUUUACAAAAAUCGAACGAAAAAAAUAAAUACUUUGAAUGUAA
This is a messenger RNA of Coregonus clupeaformis (lake whitefish), 1128 nucleotides long. It is a transcript of the gene nudt7, whose product is annotated as nudix (nucleoside diphosphate linked moiety X)-type motif 7. Gene Ontology annotation, molecular function: acetyl-CoA hydrolase activity; coenzyme A diphosphatase activity. The transcript is spliced from 3 exons. Gene Ontology annotation, biological process: coenzyme A catabolic process. The record is from RefSeq and is a predicted model, not a curated record. The coding region runs from base 286 to 951 and encodes 221 amino acids. NCBI's taxonomy places the organism in Eukaryota, Metazoa, Chordata, Actinopteri, Salmoniformes, Salmonidae.